This is a messenger RNA of Chiloscyllium plagiosum (whitespotted bambooshark), 3242 nucleotides long. Its product is annotated as TNFAIP3-interacting protein 1-like. The record is from RefSeq and is a predicted model, not a curated record. Gene Ontology annotation, biological process: cellular response to lipopolysaccharide; regulation of transcription by RNA polymerase II. NCBI's taxonomy places the organism in Eukaryota, Metazoa, Chordata, Chondrichthyes, Orectolobiformes, Hemiscylliidae.
ACUAUUAGAAGCAGUGUUUUUGGAAGUUUUUUUUCUGAUACACGGUUCCUAUUUUACGACAGAUAUCAGCUAGUGGCUCAUCAGCAGAGCACCAGUAUAUUUUUCCAUCAUUUCUUGUGAGCCGCUUAGAAAGUUCACUGUAAUUAAGAAUUAUUUUAUAUGGGGGAGGGAAGUAAAUGUUGAAAAGCUUAGAAAACAUAAUGUAAACAACAGCUACAAUUUUAACUACUUUUUGGGCUGAGUUUGGAACCAAAGUCUGAUUAAAAUAGAACUGGGAUUAAAAGGGGUCAAUUUGUUUUUUUUAAAUCUCCUGCCUUGGGAAGAUUCGCUGCUGGAGGGCUCUGAGAGCAGAAAUUAUAGGACGGCCCAACCUAUUUCCCAAUACCACGAGUGAAAAUAUCUUAAGUUCUUGAAAUCCUAGAGGGUGAAACUCCCUGUGCAAGUUUCGAAGUGUCUUCUGAAAGACCACUGACUGCAAACACUUAAGAAUAAAACCCGAAUUCCAAACACAAGACUAAAGCCAAAACAGUUUGCAGGAGGGAGGCGAUCUUGCUGUGGUCUGAGUACAUUCACAAGGAACAGGUCGUCAAUAUCAUCCUGUUUCGAUACGAUAAACUGUGCUGUCCUUGUUUCAGUCAGAUUCACACUGUUAUUUUCAAAACAAAUCCAGAUGCAAAGCUCCAUUAGAGGGCAGCAUCAAAACCCCAAUACCUGCAGAUUUAUUGGUGAGAGGAUGCGGCAGUUAAUUAUCGUCAACCGUGUUGGAGCUGAAUGUUUUUAAAUAAGCAAAAAACUGAGAGAGCUUUAUUUUUGUGUACCUUCCAAUGAAAUGACGUGGAGCUGCACGGGGAAAACGGUACUCCUUCGACUUUCAACGGCUGGUGCACUUAAGAGAGAAAAGAAAAAGACCCCGAGCUGUAGGGAUUGCGAAUGUGACUGGAAUGGAAAUCGAAAACCAAAGAAGCCUAUCCACGGAUGGAAAAGAAGCUUUUGAAAGACAGAUUAAGAUUUUAGAAAACCAAAAAAAGGAGCUCUUGAAGAUAAAUAAACAAUGGGACCAGGAGUUCAGGAACAUGAAGGCAGUGUAUGAGCAGAAGCUGAAAGAAAAGUUCACCACUUACCAACACUCCCUGAGUGACCUAGAGAAGGAGCUGGAUGAGAAGCAGAGGGAUUUUGAUAAGAAGUUGCUGCUUGCCAAAGCAAAACUUGAAACAGCAGAAGAACAAAAGCAGUCACUAAAUGCAAAAUUGCUUGAGGCUGAAGAAGAAAAUAAACAUUUGAAAGAAUGCCACUCCUCAAUAACCAAACAAAAAGGAUAUUAUGAACAUGAAAUUGCUCGUCUCAAUAAGGCUCUGUCUGAUGCUUUAAGAAAGCAGAAUGUUCCUUGCAUGUCUCACGGUUUUGAUAAUGCAGAAAUAAUGAGAAAGUCUCAUCCUGAAGAACUGACAACACAAAUUGAGAUCCUAAAGCAACAGGUGCAGAUAUUUGAAGAAGACUUUCAGAAAGAACGGUGUGACCGGGAAAGAAUGAAUGAAGAGAAAGAAGAAUUGAAGAAAAACAUUGAGCACCUACAAUCAAAACUUACUCUUCUUAACACACGGCUUAAGACUUAUGAGGAAGACUUUAUCAAGGAAAGGAAAGAAAAGGACUUACUGGGAAAAAAGCUGAAAAAACAGGCUACAGGCAUUCCGCAGUCACCUGCAACCCCUUACCCACCUCUGGCGUAUGCACCUUGUGCACCAUACAUUAACUAUGGACAUCCCUAUGGAAUCCCUGUCCACUAUCCAGGCCCUGCAUUCAUGAUGCCUCAGACAGAGAGUAGAGGUUAUCAGCAGCAUCCCAUGCCAGAGUGUCCCUGGUAUCUUCCAUACUCCGAGCUUUCACCAGAUCAACAAAAUGUUCAAAAAUGCAGGCCGAAAGAUAUUACCUCAGCAAAAAGAAAUGCAAAAUAGACACCAUGGAAUAAAAAUGAUUUGUUAUGAAUAUUUAUCAAUGCCUUCAAACAACACUAGGCCUUUGCUGACUACUGUCCUGUUGCAGUUGCUGCUGUUUAAUAUAUUUUUGAAGUAUGCUCUUUGUUUCCAUUUCUAAACAAACCAUAAUGAUAUGUUAAAUAUGAAACAAAAGCUUGCCUUUUCAGCUGUAGUCAGGGAUGAUAUGAUUUUCAUUUGCAUGACUUAUUUAAUGUAGUAAACCAUCCCAAAGUUUCCAUAGGGGUGUCACCAAACUUCAGUAUUCCACCACAAAGGAGAAUAUCUGGUGGUAGGUCUGCCUUAUGGGCAGAGAUUGAACAGUUUAGGCCUAUACUCCCUCGAGUUUAUGAGAGGAGAUCGAAUGAAGUAUGUAAGAUGCUCGGGGGUAUUGACAAAGUAGAUGUAGAAAGGACAUUUCUUCAUGUAGGGUAAUUUAAAAUAGAUGAAAAACUGCUUCCCCAAGUCUAUAGAAUUUGCUAUCCCAGACUAUGGUGGAUGUUGGGACAUUGAGUAAAUGUAAGGAGGUGAUAGCUUUUUGAUUAGUAUUACUUUGAAGGGUUAGGGAGAAUGGGAAGGAAAGUGGAGUCGAGGCCGAGAUGAGAUCAGCCAUGAUCGUGUCAAAUGGUUGAGCAAGCUCGAAGGGCUGAAUUAUCUACUCCACCUACUACUUAUGUUCUUCAAAAUUGGAACACUUGAUGUCAUGGAAGAUAUAAUCUCAUUUUUAGAAUUUGGUUUUUUUUUUAAAAGGCAGAUGGAUUUUAAUUAAAUCUGUGAAGUGUUUUGGUCACAAAAGUGAUCAAAGUCAAUUUGGGACAGUGAGCUAAAUAAAUCAUUUCUAAGACAACAUUAUAAAUUCAGCUAACUGCCUAACGAACUCCCUAAGGCAUUAAUGGGGGAAACAUGUUUUAUACUGUUAGGUUUACGGGGGGGUAGAAUAAACACAUUAAGGCAACUAGUUUAGUUUUAACUUCAGAGCAGAAGAUUCAAAGUUUGUUCAGAAUGUAGAAAAUUUAAGUUCUCAGAAUUGUGGAAGUUUCAUACUAUGACAUCAAGAAAGCUAUCCUAAAAUGGUCUGUACAUUUAAAAUAAAAACUGGACAGAUAAAAGAUCAAGUAAAAGUUUAACAGCUGGAUUAGGAGCAAUAUUUCUUUGGGAUUGAGUCAUUGUGACAGGUGGUGUUGGGAAACCAGUUGAAAAUUUGAUGUUUGUGUUAAGGUCUUCCUUACUGUAUUAUAUAUGUAUAGCUUUGUUUUGCUUUUCUUUUAUGUA